CUGGAUGUCCAUUUUUCGCUGCAACGUUGUCGUACUAGUAGUGGUGGUCGUGGUCGACGGUCCUGCGCAACAUAAACACCAAACGCAUUCCGCGUCUAUCAAGGGCUGUAGCAACUGUUACCCUCGUAAUCAUCGAAUCGAAAUAGAGCGUGCAUCGAACGUACAAGUUGACGACGAGUCGUCGCGACCGUUGAAAGAAAAGGAAGUCAGUGCUGAUAUACCUUCUAUAAAAGUGUUGAUCACCAAAUCGCAAACAACCGACAAAGAACAAUUUAGCAUUAGAACUUACAAACGGCGAUGGCUCGCCGUAGCGAUUUUCAUUCUUUACGCCGCCCCCAGCACAGCUCAAUGGAUACAGUACAGUAUUAUCAGCAACAUUACUGCCAGGUACUACCACGUGUCGGUGGUUGCUGUAGACUGGACGGCGAUCACCUUUAUGUUCUUCUACAUACCCUUCAUUCUUCCUGCCACUUGGCUGAUGGAUCACGUGGGCUUGAGGUGGACGGCGAUAUUGGGUAGCGGACUUAGCUGCCUCGGUUCUUGGAUAAAAGUUUUUUCGGCGGCCGAGGACAGAUAUUGGGUGACUUUUAUCGGGCAAUCGGUCGUAGCGACUACUCAGGUAUUCAUACUGAGUGCGCCGGGACGAUUGGCGGCUUGUUGGUUCGGCCCUAAGGAAGUUGCGACGGCAACGGCUCUCUGUCUUUUCGGAACUCAGAUGGGGGUGGCGGCGGGAUUUUUGAUAUCUCCGAUACUGAUCGGAAAUCACCAGGACCUCGAUCUGGUCGGAAGGGAUUUCCAGUUCGUUUUCAAGUACAUCGCGGCGAUCACAACUUUCGCUAUGUUUAUCGUCAUAUCGUUUUUUAAAAAUGAACCGAAAUCCCCGCCCAGCAAAUCGAGGGCCCUGCAAAAAUCUCAAAGCAACGAUAACAGGGAACCCUUUCUGACGCCGGUGAAAAGACUUUUGACCAACAGGAUAUACCUAACUUUGUGCAACUCGUACGGUUUCGGCGUUGGAGUCCUCAACGCCGUCGCCACGUUGCUCAAUCAAAUGAUCCUCCAACAUUUCAAGGAUGGAGAACAAAUCGCGGGUCAAGUUGGCCUCUUACUCACUCUGAUGGGAAUGAUGGGUGCCGUGGUGUCAGGCUUCGUCAUCGGAAAGACGCACAAGUUUAAAGAAACAGCUGUGAUAAUUUACUUCCUGACAUUCGUCGGACAAGUUUUGUUCGCCAUGGCUAUGAUGCAAGAAAUACUGUGGAUGGUUUACGUGUCGUCGAUGUUCCUGGGGUUUUUCCUCGGUAAUUACCUCACUUUGGGCUACGAACUUUGCGUGGAAUACACCUAUCCCGAAGCCGAAAUUGUAGCCACUGGGAUUCUGAACGUGCUUAAUAAUCUUUACGGAAUUUUCUUUGUCCUGGGAUUGGGAAAGGUCAUCGAUACCUACGGUGAUUUUGCCGCCCAUGUCGGGCUCUGCUCAGCUCUCUUCGUCGGCUUCGUUAUAACUGUUUUCACCAAAGACGAACAAAGACGGCAGACGGUUCUCCGAGAGAACAAGAAUACCGAGGCACUCGGUUUGUGAAUAGUUGGAUAAUUUCUUCGAAUGAGAAAAAGAAACGUAUGCUUCCGAAAAAUGGCGGUCGAUGCACCGGCGUAGUGCGCUCACGGACGAACGAGUCUCCUCCGUGGUUUUGUGCCGCAACGAUCGAUGAACCGCACGGUUCACACCGCAUGAAAAGAAGUGAUAAACGGACUGCGGAUCGUUUGAGAUCCAGAACUCGAUUGACGGUUGAAGUGGUUCCGUGUAAUUUUUAAGGAAUCAAUUAAUCUCAGUAUGUAUAUAAUAGGUUUAACAAUUUUUUUUUUUAGCUAGCGUUUCUUACGAAUACAAUAACACGAUUACGAUAAGGAUAA
Athalia rosae (coleseed sawfly) is the source of this 1908-nucleotide messenger RNA. Its product is annotated as feline leukemia virus subgroup C receptor-related protein 2-like. The transcript has 9 exons. NCBI's taxonomy places the organism in Eukaryota, Metazoa, Arthropoda, Insecta, Hymenoptera, Athaliidae. Gene Ontology annotation, cellular component: membrane. Bases 5 to 1576 code for a protein of 523 amino acids. Gene Ontology annotation, biological process: heme export; transmembrane transport. The record is from RefSeq and is a predicted model, not a curated record. Gene Ontology annotation, molecular function: heme transmembrane transporter activity; heme binding.